Messenger RNA from Sphaerodactylus townsendi, 3777 nucleotides. RefSeq names its product WD repeat domain 97 (gene WDR97). Bases 1 to 3582 code for a protein of 1193 amino acids. NCBI's taxonomy places the organism in Eukaryota, Metazoa, Chordata, Lepidosauria, Squamata, Sphaerodactylidae. Gene Ontology annotation, molecular function: protein binding. The record is from RefSeq and is a predicted model, not a curated record. The transcript is spliced from 20 exons.
AUGGCGAGCAUCUGCAAAAAGGGGCCAAAGAGGCGGCCCCCUGGGGUGAGUGGAGCGACGCGUGCCUGGGGUCCCCAACGUCUUCUGUCUUUGCCCCCCACAGCCUCCCAACAGAGCUGGCUGAGCAGGAACGGGCGCGUUGCCAGCCGGGCAAAGGGGGGCACCAUGCCUACCCGGGGGCGCCAGCUCUGGCUCCAGCUCCAGAAAAGCUUCCGACGUGCUGUGGAAAAGAUCAAGAACGAGGAGAUGAAGCUGGCCCACCUGAGCCACGGCCUGCAGCGCAUGGGCCGCAUCACCCUCCUCCACCCUGUGCGCCACGUCACACACGAUUGUCUCAAGAAGGUCUUCGUGGUGCUCGACACGGAGAGUAGCCUGCAUUUGUACAAAGAGGACGGCUUCUACGUGAGCAGCCGGCGAGGCCCCAUGGCCAUGAUGGGCCUGCUCUAUGCCACUCAGGCGGACCACUUUGUGGCCUGGCACGAGGGUGGUCUCUGGGUGCUGGACUCUGGCUUCAAGGUGCUCUCUGAGGUGCAGUCGGCCCUGCCCAUCAGCUGUGGCCUCUACAGCCAGCUGCUCAACCGCAUUGUGACAGCCGGCCAGGGCAACUUGGCCAUCUGGGCCUUCCGCGGUGGGUACCGAAGCCUGCAUUGCUGCGUCACGGUAAGUGAGGGCCUGGGCCCCGGAGACGUCUUCAGCCACCUGGCCCUGGACACCAGCAGGACUGAGCCCCAGCGGUGCUUUGCCUCGUGUGACACGGGGGCGGCCGCCUUUGACCUCUCCAGGGGAACCCUGAUAUCCUUCAAGACAAAACUUCACAGCAGGACAAUCACAGACAUUGUCUACUGCGAAGUGGUGGGGAGCCCCGUGACGGCCUCCCGGGACACGACCAUCAAGGUCUGGGACGAGACGUGGCACAUCCGGACGGUCUUUGUGGGACACACGGUGCUCAGUCUUGACAAACCGGGGCAGCUGCUGGCAGUGAGCCCCUCCUCCUCCCUGGCGUGCCCCUUUCUGGUCCCCCCUCGGGGGCGUUCAGUCCCCUGGCAGGGAAGUUGCACAUGCUGGAGCCGGUGGAAAAAUAACAGCCAGCCCCUGGGAGGGAGCUACUGGGCUAUGGCGGGAAUGGCCCUCUGCCGAAGGGCCCAGCUAGCCAUUCCCGAGCCAUCCAAGCGUUGGCUGGAGGUUCCUCAGCUCGGUCCCUGUGCAGGCACGCAGCGGCUGCAGGGGAUGGCUGAUAAAAGUAAAAAGAGGAGAACCAGCCUGGGCCUUCCGGGGGUGGUGGUGGUGGUGCGGUCGGCGGAGUUGGCGGAGUUGGAGAUCCGGAACCGCGACCUGCUGCUGCUCCAGAAGGGGAGCGUCUGUGCGGCCAAGAAAGUGCGCCCCACCAAAGCCACGCGGGCGGAGGCCUUUGAGCUGUACCUGCGGUUGUUCUACAAGCAGCAGCCCAAAGUGAAGAUCCCCGAGGAAGACUUCUUCGAUGCCGACGAGGUGCUGGAGGCCAUCGGCCGUUGCGGGUCCAUCUCGGAGUUGUAUGGCCCCAACCCCUCCAACAUGUUCCUGGGCGCUUUCCCUCAGCUGGCCUCUCUGAAAGCCGCCAGUGAGCAGCUCAAGGAUGCCGGCUCCUCCGUGGGCAAGGGCCUGGUCGUUUCUUCCACCACCAUUUCAGCCACCCCCCUGCCUGGGGGCCGAGAGGCUUCCCUGCAGCUAGUCCAAGGGGAAAAGAAGACGAGCAUCCAGGCAGAGGCUGCGUGGUUGAAGCCAGCUCCAGCAGCGCCAUCCCUCCCGGAGACCCAGGAGUCCCUCCUGCUGCUCCAGGGCCUCGUCCCCUUGGCUGCCUCCCCAGAGGCCCUGGCAUCUUCUGAGAAGGAAGCCCCGAGAUCGCCAGCCUCCUCCUCCGCCACAGCGCCUUCUUCGGAAGAGCGUUUCCUUGAGACCUGGCAGAAGCGUCGGAGGCAGUCAAGUCUCCCCCCUGAGGACAAACCGGAGCCCCCCAAGCCACGCUCUUUGCCGGCCUCACUGGUUGCCAGUUCCAUCCUGAGCGCCACCGUGGACGCUUCCAAGAGUGAGAAGAGCCUCAGCCGUGAGGAGCCGGCGCUGUCCAAGGCGAGCCGAGAGACUCACAAGCACAGCAAGUCCUCUUUACACUCAAGGAGCCAGAUCUCCUCUGAGGUCGUCAAGGGUUUCUUUCCCCAGCCAUCACUCAGCAGGGACAAAACCCAGUCGCAGACGGAGCCAACAGGCCCGCUGCUGCCCAAGCUGUCUUCUGGGUUCAUCCCCAAUUCGGUGGUUACUCAGCGGCUGCACAUCGCAGAACUUCCCUCCAGUGCGGAGGCGCUCGAGAGGGUGAGGGAGGCCCAGGAGGAGCCGCAGAGAGGCAGCUCGGUCAAGACGGCCGUUCAGGAUCAACAGCCUGGGACAGAACCAUCGACUGAGAAACUGAUCCACCUUUCCUGGUCUGGCACGGUGGAGAGCGCCACCAGUGUUUUCCUGACUCAGCUGAGUGAAUCUCAGUAUUCACUAACUGAGGCAAAGACAGAGGAAGAUAUUUCAGCCUUUUAUUCGUGCUUCAAGGAUGCCGACUGGUUCAAGCAGCUUUUUCCCAAGCGCUGCCCCCCUGGAAUGGGCCAGAUCGAGUUCUUGGCCAGGCUCCUGGCAGCCAUGCCCACGGCCGACUUCGGCACCAAAACCCAGCUGCUGGAGGCCAUCCUGAGCCUGGAGGAGGCCCUGGGGCCGGACAUGAGGGACAUGGUCUUCAGCACCCUGAUUGGCCUUCUGAACAUGAAGAACGGAGCUCCCUCCAUGCAGGAAGAGUCGGAGCAGAGGUUCAUCCUGGCUGCGCUGCGUGCCCUCCUGAUCCUGGACAAGGACAGCAGGGACCUGAUGGUGGAGCUGAUGAGCUACUACCUGCAGGCUCCACCUUUGUCCAGGUUUGCGAUUGAGGGCCUGAUGGAAGAGGUGGGCGUGCUGGAUCCACACCGCUAUUUCUAUGAAGAGAUGGACUCCUGGCAGGUGGAGGAAGGCAGCCCCAAAGAGGAGGUGCGGAAGGUCUGCUCUCUCUGGCUGGAAGGAGCCAUGCAGGAGUUCCAGGAACACCGAACUCUGAAGCACAAGCCGCCUCCCAGGCAUUCAUGUCCGCAUUCUCCAAAGGCCAAAGUGACUCACCCACGAUGGAGGGACACCCGGUCGGUGCGUCCCGUAGACGCCAUCAAUCAUUUUGCUGAAAAGCAGCUGGAGCGGCAGCUGGCGGACGAGGUGGCUGAGCUGCAGGAGAUGCCCAAAGACGCUGUCAUGGUCUUGCCCCGCAUCCAGAAGCGUCAGGCCAUCCUGCGAUUGGGGGAAACCAACGCCAUGCUGAGGAACAGAAUUCCAGAGCAUGGCGGCUUUUACUUCCCGUACAUCAUCCCGCGUUAUUUCUUGAAGGGGUUUGUGCCUUUUGUGAAACUUCCUUUGCCGAAAAUCAACCUGAACCCAUUCCCGUCGCGCCCUGAGAGGCUGGUUUCCCCAAAGACGUUCACUGAGAAGCAGCAAUCGGUACAGAAAUAUUUUAUCCCCAAGUUUUCAUACGCUGACAGCUACCCUUGAAGGGAGGCUGCUCCUGCCAGGAACCGGAGUGGACCUUCUGGCUUCCCAAGGAGAAGAGAGGCUCGGAUGGGGGGGCUCCAGCGCCCUGGUCAGAUGGAUGGUCAGAAACUGUCCUCAGCCUGCCCUCAUGGCCAUCAGCCGUGUGCCAUGGAGACGUAAGAGUGAGCAUAAGGGCAAGGCCCAAAUAAAAGCACA